Messenger RNA from Astrephomene gubernaculifera, 8858 nucleotides. NCBI's taxonomy places the organism in Eukaryota, Viridiplantae, Chlorophyta, Chlorophyceae, Chlamydomonadales, Astrephomenaceae. The record is from the annotation of a GenBank genome assembly.
CUAACACAUGACCAACAUAGCGAAGUACACUAAAGAAGUCAAUUAGUAUUUCCUUCAAAUUUGCGGUUGAGGCGGCUUGCAAGCGGCCUGGGGGCCUCCGCCAUACGACCCCCCAACACGAUGCUUCAAGGGGCUAAUCUGCUUUAGCUUUUCAGGAGCCGGAAGCGCGGGCGACGGAGUUGCACUUGGCAAGCCAGCAGCGGGUCCGAGCCCUUCAGCCAUCUGCACAUCCUUCCCGAAAAUGCAAACAGCCUUCACAAGCAACGCCCUGCUGCCAGUCCUGGAUCGCUCUCUUCCGCAAACAUCAGCUAUUCCGCCGCCGCCACAGCCGCCUCUAGCAGAGUACCAUUACGGAGUCCUCAACGGACCUGCGCUAAUGGCCGCCGCAGCCGCCACAGCCACCCGCGCCAGCACCGCCGGCAUCCAUGUAGCAAGCAGCCCCUGGCUAGCUGCUACCCAAAUCGCUGCUGGGAAUUCCAGUCCUCCCUCAACCAGCGCCGAUCUGGAUGAUGCCAUAAUGGAAACCGUAGAAGACGAUCUGUUCGAAAGCGGUGCCGGCAUCAGCAGCGUCAGCGGCCGCAUCAGUCGGCUCUCUGCCUCCAACGCCUCGGCUUCCUCCAACGCGCGGAGGCUGUCGUCCUUACCCGUCAUACCCUCCCUGCCCUGCGCCCCUGCCUCCGCCCUGCCCCCCCUGCAUGCCGACUCGGAUCGCCUGCCCGACCGGCCCCGGAGCUACAACACUGGACAUGUGGCCCCAGCAGCAGCAGCAGCAGGAGCAGCGCCGAACCAGCAUGUGUGCGGCGCCGGCGGCAACUGCCGCUGCGGGCCCGGUUGCUGUUGCUGCCACUGCAAUGCCGGUUGCGGCGGCAGCGGCACCGGGGGAGGUGGGCAUGCAGGACCCGGUGGAAGAGGUGGAGCUGUACAGCAGGGUACUUUGGCACGUGGGGGUGUCGUACUUUCCAUUGAGCCGUUGACGCUGCUACCGCCAACGCAGCUACAACCGCAGCAGCUACAACCACAGCAGCCUUCCCAACAGCAGCAGCAGGCCAAAGAGUCCGGACUGGGAGGAGGAGGAGGCAGCGGCUGCUGCCAAACCUCAACAUCUCACGUUCAGGUUCCUAUUUCCGUACGGCAACAGCAUCAGCAUCACAUGCAGCAGGCGCAGCUUUACCCGGGUUUUGGAUCCAACCCUUACCAGCCCACGCACCAGGACAGUGGUAUCCAGCACCAUCCCGCGUGCUGCCUGUCCGGCUCGGGAACCUACACGCGAGCCAUGACAACCGCCACAACCACCUCUAACGGUUGCUGCUCCGCCUCGGCAUCUGUCGUACAUCCUGCCCUGGCGCACAUGAUUGCUGCUGGCGACGUCGGCGACAGCUGCCGUGGCUGUAUUGCGAAAAAGGCGACGCAACCUGUGGCAGCAGCUGCAGUGACGCCAGCAGAGGCAGCGGCGGCAUCGACAGCAGCGGGGGCGGAAGAUCCGCCGCUGCUGGGGGCGCCACAGGCGCUGAUGGGUUGGGAUCUCAUGGGAGGUCCCAUAGGGCCCGUACCGGUGCCUAUUUCAGUGCAAGGUCAGUCCUCGUCAGCCCGUACCGGUGAAGGGAGUCAGGUCCUUCACCCGUCUUCCUUUGCUGGAAGCAUCGCAGCGGCGGCCGCACGCUCCUCUAAGUCCGGCAACAACAACGGCAGCAGCGUUAAUGGCUUGACGUCGGGGGGGUCGCAGCCGAGGCUUGCAGCAACCCAUGGGUCAGCGACCUUCUCGGUGGCCGCCAAUAACUCCCAUGUUAACUUCCAGCAACAGCAGCAACAGCUCUUACAAACGGAACCAUGGGUCACCGGCGCGUACGAGGAAGACGGCGGCUUGGUGGGCCUGGUGUCUGAAAAUGGGUAUCGGGAAUUCCGUAGCGGCGGUGGCGGUGCCGGCAAGGGAAGGCUGGGGUCCUUCCUCGCGCAGACGAAUGUGUACGACGCUAUGCCUGAUGCAUGCAGCAGCACGUGCUCGAAUAGGGGUCCGGGAGAUCGCGCCUGUACGACAACAACGACAGCGGUUGCCGUUUCGGUUGCCGCCGCCGCUAGCGCAGCGGCGGCGACGGGUGCUUGUGACGAGGGUGAUGUGGCCGCAGCUGUCCGUGCGCUGCUGCGUUUGGACUCGGGCGUAUCGCCGUUUCUUUUGCCGCAAGCUGGGCAGCAGCAAUUGGAUGUGUUGGGGGUACAGUCGUUGGGGCAUCAACUGUCAUCACAACUGUCGCAGCGGGUGCAGCAGUCUCAGCAGCGGCAGAAGCUGGCUGCUUUGCCACUGCCGGGUUGUGGGUCGGCACCUGUCGGCGCCGCUGCUGCCCAACCACUCAACGCCACCGUUGCCACAUCUGCUGCGGCAGCGGCGGCGACAGCGCCAGCGUCCUCCUCCGCCGCCGUCGUCGACUGCGACGUUGCCGCCGGCGCAUUCGCUCCGGAGUUGCCGCCGCCGGGGCCUCUGCCGACGCUUCCGUUGCCGGCGUCUGUUCUCGAGUCAUUGCAACCGUCUGGCAUCGCAGCGGUCGACCGUUACCUGCAGCAAUUACUAAUGGAUCCGAGCGCCGAGCGACACGUAUUCCUGUGCAAGCGCCCGUUGAGCGUUACAGCGUGUACGGCAAUUGCCAGCUGCUUGCGAGCCUGCCCUGGCGUCAAAUCCAUCACAUUGUCGUACUGCAGCAUCACGUGCGAAGGUCUCGCUUCGCUAUGCGACGGCCUGCGGACCUGUCGAGAUCUGCUCGUCUUAGAUCUGUCGUACAAUCUCAUCGCCAACAUGGGCGCCGCCGCCCUCGCCGCCAGCCUCGCCGACAUGCCCUCCCUAGCCAGCCUCUCCCUGGUGGGUAACACGGAGCUCGCCGACGCCGGCGCCGCUGCGCUGGCGGCGGCGGCUCGCGGCAGCAGCUGCCUCCGCCGCAUCGGCCUCCGGGGCACCUCCGUCACGCCGCCGGGCCUCCGCGAGUUGUCGGCGGCCCUCGGCGGCAACACCCGCCGUACGUCAGCGGCGCGGCGGAACAGUGUCGUCGCCGCUGGCGGUCCGCCGCUUGGGGUUGGCGGUGCUGCGGAGCGGCCUGUGACUUGGGACGGCAUGACGGGUGGCGGCGGAGGCGGCGGCGGGUUCUCAACGUCUGCCUCUGGCGCCGCCGACGGCGUGUUUAUUGCACAGCUCUGUACGUUGCUUCGUACACUCGUACGGCCAGCACUGGCGGCGGAGCUCGCCGUGGCGGCGGCGGUCAAUGAGAUCCUGGCGGCGGCGCCGUCGCCACUGCCGCCCGCUUCGUCGUCGACGGCGGCGGCGGCGGUGGGAGUGAAUGGCGGCCCCGUCUCGAACAUGCUGUCGUACAUUGCCGAGGGCCUGUCGCGCCGCGGUUACGACGUCGCUGUAACGCAUGCACUCGGCGGCGGCUCUGGUGGCGCUUGCCUCCGAAACCUGCGACACACGUUUUUGUCGGUAACCAGUCCAGCGACGCCGCCGCUGCCGUCGGAAUCCGCCCCCGCGUCCGCCGCCGCAUUGACGUCACUGCAUUGCCAUUCUGGCUCGUCGGCAAGCUGUCGUCAGUCUGGCAGCGCUUACACCGGUACGGCACUAGCGACGGCGCUGCCGUACCAUCCCGGCGUGAUCAUCGUGGAUCCGGAACUAAAGGAGCAGUUUGAAGUCGCCAUGCCGACAGCCCGUUAUGAGGCCCUGGUUUCGGCGCUUCCGCGGGUGUAUGUUGGAGCUGAGGAGCGAUUGCCACUUGUGGUUGAGGUCCUAUGCGACGAGAUGGCCCUUUCGCUUCGCAGCAAGGGCAUGGUCAUCCCACCCUGGCGCGAAUCAGCCGCCAUGAUCUCCAAGUGGCAACCGAAACAGUCCAGGUCGCUCGUACAAGGUACCUCCUCGACGUCAGUCGCCGCUGGUCCCGCCGUCGGCAGCAACAGCUCCGUAGCUGCCGUACACGUUGAAGCGACGACGGCGGCGGUGUCAGCCGCCACCGUCACGACGUCCGCCUCGUCAGCAAGCACGACAACCAUACGAGCGGCUUGCAUUGGGACGGUGGAGGCUGCCGACGCCGCCGCCGCCGCGGCGGCGGUUGGAAGCGUUGGCAGCGUGGCGCCGAGGGUUUCCCUAUCCGGAGGCAUUGCGGCGGCGGCGAUGCCCGUAAGGUGGCCCUUUGUACGGCAGGUCGCCAACUGUGGUGGCGGCGGCGCCGGAAGCGGCGUCGACUCGCGUUCCCUAGGCUCCACGUCAGGCGGCGGCAGCUCCUCUCGGCCUGAUAGCGUACCGUUGGUGACGUCAUUCGGGUUCCGUCAAUUCACAACCGCUGCCGACGUCGCGUCUACGUCGGAUACCGGUUUUGGAUCUGUUAACCUGGUCGCGUCAUUGGGCAUGGGAACUGCGUCGUCGGAAUCCGCCGCUUCCAUUGCCAUCCCAUCCAGCACGGGCGGCGGCGUUGCCGGCGGCGGCGGCGGUCUCAGCCUACGCUUCGUCUCCGCAACUGCAGGAAAGGUCUAAAAAUCGCUCGGGAAGGGUUUUGAUUGUGGUUUCUUGUUGGGUUACUGUGCUGUGGGUGUGAUAUUCAUACAAGGGGGCCUCUUCCUUACAAGGGGGCCUCUUCCCUUUUCAAUCUUCAGCGUUACACCUGCUUAAUGACGCUACCGGGGCCUAACGUUGAAGAGUACGUCGGACAUUUUGAGUUGGUUUGUGGUUGGAUGGCACGACCUUUCGGUCAUCGGUUAUCUGCAACGGACAGAUGAUCGCACCUUUUCCUUGUGGGGGCACAUGGUAUUCUGUAUCUACCCUAGCUGGCUGACAACUGGGCGGACUGGGGACGGUUCCUCAGCUUUAGAAGCUUUCGGGACCAGACCAUCAUCUUCCCGUUUGUCACAAACCCCCCCUGCGCAAAUAAAACAGAAAACAGUGGGUUGCCUUGGGUAGGCAUGCGAUCAUCAAUUGACUUAAAGCGGUGUGCGCGUGAUUGUGGCAGAGUGAGUGUAGCUGUCUCCUAGAUACCGCUGUAGGAUAUACCGGUAGCGCUGUAGUGGCCACCGAGGGAAGCAAGAGUUGCAACCUCUGUGUUGCUCUAUGGUUCUUAUGGUCUCUCACUUUAAGUACUUUCACGUGCUUUUAUAUCUUCCAACUCGGAGCUUUUUUUCCGGGAGAAGGAUGGGAGCAGCAGCGGGACACGCGUGCGAGUGCGUUGAGUCAACAGCGUGUUUGCGUAGCAUCUGCGUGUCUUGCGUAUUGAAGUGUGUUGGUGCAUGUGUGUAUGUCUGCGCUUUUGUGAUAUUCACAUCACGCCUUGUUGUUCGUGUCCGUACCUGUACCUAAGCGUCAACAUACGACACAGUCUUUUCCGGGCGGUGUCCUUCUGGCAGGGGUGAAUUGCGGUGACCCAUGGGUCAGCCUGAGGGGCAUUUGAGAGAUGCAUGGAGACGAUGGAGACUAACUGGACUGACAUGCGGAUGGAAUUUUGGACGUAAAGGAUAUAACUGACAUUUACUAAUAUUACCUCAUAUUUAUGGCUGGUCCUUGCGCUUUUUUUGCGCGUGGGGGCUAGAGAUGGCCUUUGGAACCCCCUCUCCGUCCCUUAGCCAUCAUAAUAGCUCAGUUUCACUCCUAAUAGAAAACUGUGGUGUAUUACAUCACAAGUCCUGACCGGUUAGUGUGUGGGGUGCCUAUCUGUGUGUGAGCACAUGUGGCUAGGGCGUCUGUGUCUUGGUUGGGCCGUUCUGGGGGCCUGAUGGCACACCACACACGUGUUUCUGAACUGCGGUGUCGUGUGGGGUCAGGCGUGAGGGGUGACGGUUGGGCACGAGGGUUGCGCGCGCCAAAUUUUCAAGAGAGAAGCCCUCAUUACUGCUCACUCCGAUAGAGUUUGUGUAUUUCACCCCUUUAGUUUUAGCGCCUGCGGGUUGCGUUGUCGGUUGCAGCUCCCUUUUUAAGGGAUUUUCUGCUUCCUACCACCACGGGCGGUACCCAAACCGAGAUGCUUUCAUAAGGACUUAGCCGGGGGCACGACUGGAGGUUGGUGGUUGACUGCGGUUGGUGGGCCGGUUGGUGGACUUAUUAUUUGUUUGUUCAGUUGGUUGGCUAACUAACUGUUUGCGUGCUUGCGUCUGGGCCGUUACUGCCUGCAUGAUCCGGACAGCUCGGUGUAUGUGAGCGUUUGAGUGUCUUCUUUCCACGGAAUUUUGCUCCCACACCGUGAAAUAGAAAAAAACAAAAGAAGCUCUAUUGUUGGGUCGUGCGUGUUGCGUGUGUUAAGAAAACUGGCCGCGAGUAGGAACGUGUGUUGCGUGUGUUAAAAUAACUGGCCGCGUGUUGCGUGUGUGUGUGUAGGGGGGGGUAUGUAGCAACGAUGAAAAUUUGAUGGCGAGCUCGCAAUGCGGCCAUGCCUAACAGAUGCCCUACUAAAUAGGAGCCAUAUGAAGAUGGAAAUGGUAGUGGAUUAGGAAGUUGGUGAGAACGCGGUUUUGGGGGGCUGAGAGGAGGAGGAAAAGGACAAGAAAAAACGGAUGCAACGACGUCGACAGCAGAAGCAGAUGCGCUGAUUGUGGUCGAGCAGGUCUCGGGGCGACGCAGCGGGCAUUGUGCUUGAGUGGUUGUCGGACCAACCGUCAUGGCAGGGGGGGUGGGAUAGGUCAGGGACGUGUGAGUCCGUGUCAGGGCCGCGCACGCCGUAUUGAGGCGUGCUGGAUGGUGGUGGCGGGUGAGCGAACGAAGCUGGUCGCAAAUGUGGUGUGGGUUGUGUGCAAGUGUGUGGGGUUUUUGUUAAUAGUAGCCGACCAACUGGGUUUGCGGGGCGACGAGACGGGACGAGAGACAAGGGCGCAAGCGGGCCAAGUCCUCCCUCCCUGGUAUCCACGCGUAGCGUCAGUGCGCCGUGCUUAUAUGCACAGCUGUUCUACUCGACUGCACAGCUGGUUCCCAUUGCUCAAGUACCGCACUGGUCACUGGGCCGAUUAGAGAGGCCUGCACUUGAAGUGGGGUUGGGUCCCCGUGUCUUGCUUGUAGCGAUGCGCGUGUAAAGGGGGUGGCGAGGUGUUUGUCACUCGUCUGCCGUUUGUGCGUGUCAAACGCGUGCUUGUGCGCUGCUCUGUGCGUUUAGGUGCAGAAGCUGUUGGGCACACUUGGAUCUUCCCUGGGUUGCUGUGUACUGUUAUGCCGGGAUACUGAUUUGCCUGUCGGGCCUUAUGUGCGUCAUAGUUCCUGCUUAGGCAUGGUGCCUUUUGUGAUGUACUGCCUUUAGAGGAAGCGGGAGGAGGAAGGGGAAACAGAGGGGGUCGUGGUGGAGGGUACAGUGCAGAAGUCGACUAGGGUUUGUGUUUAGGGUGCGUGUUGGGUUUGAAGUUGGACCGAUACACUUUUGGGGGGCAACGAAAAACGAGCAAAUGGAUUGUAGCAAAUGGGCGAGAACGAAUUGAGAUGCUGCCUGGGAUGCGUUAUAUGUGGCAGAGGUGCCGGGUGAUGCCCGAACGAGUGAUCGAGCGCAUCCCACUCAUUUGCAGGCGGCUCAAUUGUUUCAGGCAUGUCACAUUUUUGGACGUCUGUGGCAGUACGUUUUUGGGUUGCUUUUGGUGUGCGGGGUAUAUCGGUAAGUGCUUGGUUGUUCGUGGUUGCAAGCCAUGGUUCGUUGGUGUUGCUAGGUGGUACGAGUCAAGCACGUAGGGGCGCUUCCAGCGGCGGUGCUGACAAGGGGCCUUCAAUAACCGCCCGUACGUAAAUAAAUCCAAAAUCAGUUAGUCGGUUGCACAUGUGUGGUGGACGAGGGGGCCUCAUUGGCCCCUGGUGUUUGCUUCCAUCUUCCAAGCGGCGGCGCGGAGCACGGGGUAGUUGAGGGAGGGAGGCGCUGCUGUUUUGGGCCGGGGGAUUGGCGUAUGGUGGUAUGACGAAUCAUAAGGGACGAACCUUGUGCCUUUUUCGCUGGGGUAAUGCUUGCUGGUGCCUAUUCCUUGCCAGCUUUCCUUUUGCCUUUUGGGCUGACGAGGCCGUCAAGGGACGAGCAGCAAUUCAUCGGUUAUGGGUUGGGUUAACACCUGUGGUCUCUUGGCUUCACCAUGGGUACAUGUAUCCUGGUGCGCUUUUGCAGUUGCCUAUUCGCUUUUCAAGUUACGCGGUUUAGGCAAGAAGCUAUAGUAAGUCCUACGAUGUCGUUAUUCCGAUCUGUGGUGUUUGGAUUGUUUGAUGCUAUACUCAUUGAACAGUACGUAUGGCAUACCUGUCUGUAAUGCGCAUGGGAAUGGGCUUGCAUGCACCAUGGAAUAUGCCUUAAGCCGUUCCACUUUUGGUCUAUUUAUACCACGGGGGUUAACGUACCAAAGUCCCGCCCACCGAUGAUUGUGUCAUGUCGUGUAGCUGUCGUGCGCUGUGUUACAACAUGCGGCUUGAGUGAGGGUGGCCCCAGCUGAAUGCCUGCUUUUUCGCGGGUUUUUUGGCGCUUCUUCGCUAAAGCUCUGCUGCGCGGGCGGCUUGAUGCAUGUACUGAUGCCCGCAUGCGGUCUGCUAACACCGGCCGCAGCGUGCGUUGCGCAGGGAUGGAGGGAUGCAUGCGUCAGCUGUUGUGUACGUGGAUGUGAAACAUUGCGGAAUAAACAGUAAAGUGUAUGCGCUGUGUAGCGAGUCGUAUGUGUGUGAUGAUCGGGCUCAUGACUAUUGACGUUACUUAACGGUUUAUUGCCGUUCUUUCAUGUUUUGUCGUGCCAUAGCGCCUGUUGUACGGAUUCGCGGGUAGCAUCCUUACCCAUGUCAUCGUGUUCAGUACGGCGAUUAAUUCGCUGUGAUGUACGAAUAUGUACGGCCGUGCAUGUAUCUUGCGGGUGUUGGUCUUGCACGCUUAGACCGCAAAAAUGGUGUAACCAAGUAAUUAGAA